This is a messenger RNA of Thunnus maccoyii (southern bluefin tuna), 2220 nucleotides long. RefSeq names its product cell division cycle associated 4 (gene cdca4). The coding region runs from base 593 to 1525 and encodes 310 amino acids. The transcript is spliced from 3 exons. Gene Ontology annotation, molecular function: transcription regulator activity. Lineage: Eukaryota; Metazoa; Chordata; Actinopteri; Scombriformes; Scombridae. The record is from RefSeq and is a predicted model, not a curated record. Gene Ontology annotation, cellular component: nucleus.
GGCGACAUAACCUCCCGUCCUCCGGUAAUUUCUUUAAAAAAAAAAACAGGCAGACCGGGGUUUAUUGUUUGUUUUUUAAGGGGGGAACUUAACAGCUCAGCCGCGGCGAAAAAACUCUUGUUUUUGGGUAGGAAGGAGGAAGGACCGCGGAGGAUGGGUGGGCGCUUUUUUGGCUAAUUAGCUUUACGCUCGCUAUAGCACUCGCUUUUCUUAAUGAGUAAAGAGGAAACGGCGUACAGUAGGCCGAACAGCCGGGCGGUUUAUAUCGUGUUUUUUUUUUAUCCGUUUCACUCGAAACCCAGUUAGCUAGUGGCAAGCUCAGAAGCGGAAAGUCAGGUCCGUAGCUAGCCGGCUAGCUGUUAGCUACUAGCGCAAAAUGGCCUCAUUGUCGCUCGGUAGCUCUGAUGCUGAAAAGACAAAGCAUGCGGCAGUCACGGCCAGGAGAGCCGAGCGGCCCUUUAAAGCGGCAUUAACGGCGCCAAUUUAACCCCUGAUAUCGCUUAUAUUAUGUCGUUAACAAGGAGAGAGGGGAGGUUUUUGGCCGUACAGUCCCGCACAACAGGCCCGAGCGCUACAGUGUGUUCAUUUUAAGAUGAGAGACAACAUGUUCCCGAAGGGCACCAAACGCAAGUUCUCAGACUCCGGGGAGGAGCCGGUCCCCAGUGGCGACCAGAGCCCGGCGGCUACGUCUGCGGCGGUUCGGACGCUGUCGUCCUCUUACAGCCUGCAGCGGCAGUCGCUGCUUGACAUGUCGCUGAUCAAGCUGCAGCUCUGCCACAUGCUGGUGGAGCCCAACCUGUGCCGCUCGGUGCUCAUCGCUAACACUGUGCGGCAGAUCCAGGAGGAGAUGACCCAGGACGGCACCUGGCAGAUCAUGACCCAGGCCCUGGCAGCCGCUCAGUGUCCCGCUGACCGCCUGGUAGCCACCGAGGUGCUCUGCCGACAGACGGACGCAGCAGCUCAGGCGGGGCAGAGCCCCAAGCCCUUUUCAGUGGUUGGUCUGGAGGAAGGCUACCACACAGAGGAGGUGGUGAUGGAGGGAGACGUGGAGACAGAGGUCACCAUGUCCACUUUGUCGCCCGUCUCCCCCCAGCUGUCUUCUGCUUCUUACCUGGCGGGCCCCUUCGGCAUGGGACCCUGCUGGGAGGAGGAAGAAGAAGACGGUGAUUGCGAGGAGGACGAAGAGGAGGACAGCGAGGAAUGUGUGUCGGAAGGAGAGGAGGGGGACCGGGACCAUCUGACCGCAGACUCCAGGACGGGGGAGCAGGUUUUUGGGACUUUUGAGAUCAAGCACCCGACGCCGCCCCCUGACCCCGCGCUCGAGGAGCUGUUUUCAGACGUGGACCCAUCUUACUAUGACCUCGAUACGGUGCUGACAGGCAUGCAGAGCGCUCCGAAGAUGGGGCCUUACGAUCUGCUGGAGAGCCUCUCCUCUCACGGGCCCACGGCCCUGAGCUCCAGCUCGAGCUGUAGGUCAGACCUGAACGAACUGGACCACAUCAUGGAGAUCAUAGUGGGAUCCUGAAACUCAGAACAUUCCUCUGGCCCGUACUGAUCCCACAGACUCUUACCAGACUAUGCACAAUACACAUGUGCGUGUUCUGAAUGUGGUAUUGUUAUACACGGAGAUUGUUGAAGGUUUUGGGACAAGGUGGGAAAUUAACAGCGAGCCAAAUUCAUUUUUAGGAUUGGCUGAGUUGUAGUUAGUCUGCUCUAACAGCCAGUUUAGCCGAACAGGCAGCUGCUGUUGGGACACUUUAAUCUUGUAUUUCAAAAAAAAAAAAAAAAAAGUAAUUGGCAGGUAAAAGUAGCGAGAGGGUGAACUGUUACGAUCCACAAGCCGCCGAGGUCUGUGGACGAAGCCAUUAGUUUCCUACUUUGUUGAUGAAAUCCAAAACUCAACGAUAUCUGUGAGAAGGCAAGGAUAAUUACCUAUACCAUGAUGCAUUUUUAUUUACGUACUUUCCAUGUUUACGUCUGUCAUACAUUCUGUCAUACUAGCUCCUUCUGGUCGUAUUCUCUGCCAUUUUUGUCCAUUUCUAUUUAUUGUUACAUGGACUUCAGAAAAAGAAAAAAAAAUCAUCACACUACAUGCAUCAGAACAAAUUGUAAAUCCAAAUCUAUGAAUCAAUGCAUAUUUUCCUAAAGAUUUGAGCAAUUAUGAAUGGAAUAUAUGUAUAUGUACGUAUGUGUAUAUAGAAAUAUAUUUUUUGCAUUAUA